AACACGCUACAAGAGUCGGACACCGCUCUGGGCCUCUCUUCUUCUAGCCUGAAGUCCUGAACUCCGGCCGGUCACUGUUCCGCAUCGCCGUAGUAGCCAUGUACGGCGGGUCCAGCAAAGGGGGGCAGGGGUGGAGCCCGUUCGACGCGAUCCGCAGCUUCCCGUCGACGCCCGAGACCCUCAUGUCCCAGAUCGACGCUGCCAUCGCCGCCACCGAGUACGCCCGCUCCUGCGCGCAACUCGACCCCUCCGCCGCCGCCGCCUCCGCCUCGGAGCCGCGGACGGCGGCGCCGCCAGGGGGAGGGGAGGCUUCCGCCGCCUGCUACGACGCGAGGGUCGCGGACGAGGCGUACCGCGCGGCGUGCGCGGCGCUCGGGGCCGGCAGGGCGGACGCGGCCGUGCGGUCGCUGCGGGUGGCGCUGGCGAGCUGCCCGCCGGAGAAGGCCGCGGCCGUGGCGAAGGUGCGGUCCAUGCUCGCCAUCGCGUCCGCGCAGUUGCACAAGCAGCAGCACCAGGCGCAGCAGCAGCAGCUGCAACGCGGCGUCAGGAAGUGAGAGGCGUCACCGGCGUCGUUGCAGGAUUAUCCCCUAUUCGUCUGGGUUAAGGUUAAUACAGAGCUGUAAUUACUGAUUACUACUGGUAGUCAGUAACUACUCCUACAUUUACCUUCUACAUAGACUAGAUGCACAAUAAAUCCUACAUUUACUUUCUACACUUCUAUACACAAAAUAGAAGCACAAUGAUUUGUGACAUCGUCGUAUUCACUAUCACAAGUUGACAACAUGAUCCUCCCAAUUUAAUGAUCCGCUGAAAGCCAUCAUUUGGAGAUCAUUUGCAGAUAGUAAAGAUGGAUUUAACGCUAGUGAUGCGCGAAUUGUGUGUAUACUUCUUCCGUGAAAUCUGGAGCAACAAUUUCUUCUUUAUUACUGUAUUUGUCAGAAACAUUGCGUACAUCUGACUUGUUUGUGGGGGAAAGUAGCAAUGCAAGUCUAAAAUACACUGAUAUGCUUUGCCCAUCAACCUGAACUAUUAUUGUCUCCAAAAUUGCGAGGAAAAA
Molecule: messenger RNA, 1057 nt
Organism: Oryza brachyantha (malo sina)
Lineage: Eukaryota; Viridiplantae; Streptophyta; Magnoliopsida; Poales; Poaceae
Exons: 1
Coding region: 99-554 (151 amino acids)
Source: RefSeq, a predicted model, not a curated record